AUGGCCGACUCCAACUUCUCACUCACAAAAACCCUUGUAGCCUCCGACACCGCCGCCUUCCAGCAGGCUACGCAGUCGACCUUUCUCAGGCGAGCAGCCGAGGGCAAGGUCUCCAAAGAGAUUCUCGGACAAUGGCUCGCCAACGACCGUCUCUACAUCCGGGGAUACAUCCAAGGAAUCGGCAAGACGCUGAGCUUCCUGCCCCUCCCGGAAACAGUGCCGGCCUCGCCACAAGACAGGGAAACAGCAACGACUCGACUCCUGGACUGGCUCAUCGACGCCAUGGUCAACAUCCGCCGCGAAGAAAAAUUCUUUGUCGACACGGCACGCAGAUUUGGCAUCAAUGUCAACCUGCCCGUUGACAAAGACGGCCACGUCUGCGACAGCGUCAAGCUCCAAGGUCUACGCCGCUUCGAGGCGCUCUUUGGCGGGCUCGGCCCCGGCCCCGGCUCCGCGCUGCCAUGGCUAGAAUGCGCAGUCGUCUUUUACGGGACGGAGAGGUGCUAUCUGGAGGCGUGGACUUGGGCCAAGGACCAGCUCGAGCUGGGCGAGGUCGGGGGCGGAGAUGCCGAUGGCGGGGCGCUGCGCGCCGAGUUUAUUCCCAACUGGACGGGAAGCGAGUUUGUUGCCUUUGUCGACCGGCUUGGCAAAAUCCUUGACGAUGCUGUGGUGGAGUCCACUGGAGACGCCGGAGAUGAGGGUGCGGGGAGGAGGCGGGAGGAGCUUGUUGAGCGGUCUCUGGUCAAGUGGCGAGAGCUGCUGGCGGCUGAGAAGACGUUUUGGCCAGCGAUGGAUUUGGAAAAGGAAAAACCACCCCCCGGCCACAUGUCCAACCAGGGUUACUACGGCGGCGGCGGCGGCGGCGGCGGCGGCAGCUACCCCCAGCAGCCGACCUACAGCCAGCAGUCCGGAUACGACGGCCAGCAAGGCGGCGGCCAGCAAGGCUACGGCCAGCACGGCUACGGCCAGCACGGCGGCUAUCCCCAGCAGCAACCAUACAACCAGCAGCAGCCGUCCUACGCCCAGCCCCAGCCGCACGGCUACAACAACCAGUACGACAACCGCGGCCACUCGCCCCAGCCGUCCCAGCAGUACGGCCAGCCUGGCGGUGCCGCCGCCGACUACGCCGCGGGCGCUACGCAGGGCGGCCACGGCCAGGCCGGCCAAUACGCCGCCGGUCCCGCUGGCCCCGAUGGUGAGCGCGGCCUCGGCGCAACCCUCGUCGGAGGCGGCGGCGCCGCCUGGGCUGCCCACAAGGCCGGCGGCGGAUUCUUGGGCACCGCCGGCGCUGCCAUCGCCGGUGCCAUUGGCGCCAACGUCCUGGAGCACGCCUUUGACAAGAAGAAGAAGAAGAAGAAGAACGGGAGCCGUGGUCUGGGCGACGACUCUGAUUGA
This is a messenger RNA of Metarhizium album ARSEF 1941, 1395 nucleotides long. Its product is annotated as heme oxygenase-like, multi-helical. NCBI's taxonomy places the organism in Eukaryota, Fungi, Ascomycota, Sordariomycetes, Hypocreales, Clavicipitaceae. The transcript has 3 exons. The coding region runs from base 1 to 1395 and encodes 464 amino acids. The record is from RefSeq and is a predicted model, not a curated record.